Molecule: messenger RNA, 1309 nt
Organism: Lucilia cuprina (Australian sheep blowfly)
Lineage: Eukaryota; Metazoa; Arthropoda; Insecta; Diptera; Calliphoridae
Exons: 5
Coding region: 664-1233 (189 amino acids)
Source: RefSeq, a predicted model, not a curated record
GCUUGUCUUUCGGUAUUGUCGUAAUAAAAAUAAUUAAAAAUAAGAAAAGUGUUUAAAUUAAUAUUUAUUUAUAAAUAGUUUUAUAGAAAAAGUUAAAUUUGGUUACUAAAUCACUAUAUUUAAUAGUAAAUUUAUAGUUUAAAAAAGUAGUUUUAAAUGUGUUGCUGGCAGCGCAAGCGUAAGGAAAAUAUUGUGUAUCUAUUGUUUUAAAAGCAAAUUUUGUUGUUGGUGUUUUUGUUGUUGUCGCGAAAAGUUUGAAUCACCGCAUUACGCAGGAAAAAUGUAAAUAAAAAGAGAGCAAUUAUUACUAUAAAGGGUAAACAUACAUACAUAUGUAUGUAUGUAUGUCAUGAAGAUAAAAGCUCCAACUAUGGCCUGUUUUUACAUAAAAUAAAGCAAAAGUUGUUAAAAGUGUUAUUACUUGAAUGUGUUUUAUUGUUUUUUUGUUAAAGUUUUUUAGUUUUAAAAAGUGUUAUUAGAAAAAGCAUCAGCAUUCUAUGGGUUUUUUAAAAUAAAAGUAAAAAAUUAUCAUAUUAUGAAUCCAGUUAUUGUUACAAAAAGCUCCAAGGUGCUGUAUAUUUGUGGCUUUCCAUCUGGGGUUUAGUUUUACGAGAAUGUAGUCAACAAAUAACCGAUAUAGCUAAGCAACCGUUUCAGUAUGUCAUGGAUCUAAUAUAUUUCUAUGAUGAUGCCUGCGGACAGCCUGCUGUUUUAGUACCAGGUAAUACUGUUGCCAUCUCUAUGAACCUGACUGACACUGCCGAGCCGACCGAAACUCGUACUUUUAUAUUUUUAAUUUGUUACGUAAUUAUUAGCACUAUGUGGAUUUUAACUUCUUUAUGGUCGAUGUUAACCAGUUUGUGUUCAGCUCACAGAAAUUUAAAACUUCUAAGUUUUGGUUCUUGGUUUACAGUCGUACUAGCGGGAAGUGUUUUAGAUGCUGUAGCUACGGGUUAUCACAUACAUAAUUUAGUUCAUACUACGUCGGCCAAUAAAACAUUCCAAUACUUGGGCAUUACUACCACAAGCUCUGCUAUGGAUUAUAUCCGAAGUUUCGAUGAAUAUUUUGUGGCGCCAUCAAUUGUUAUGGCUUGCGUUAGUUCCAGAAUCAUUUUGAUAUGGCUCCUUAACCUAUCAGGUGCCAGCAACUGCAUGUUAAUUGUACUGAAUUCCCCAAAAGAACCUGUAACGACAUCUUCAGAAAAUGGAGCAACAACUACAAAUCAGAAUUAAUAAUCAAAAUGUUGAGAUAAAAAUAAUAACACAAAAAUUAUAUUAAGUUGAAUUUAAAUAUAUAUAAUGACCAAUA